CUGCAAUCUAUCUGUUUAUUGUCGCGGCCCAUUAUCACUGCUUUCGACCUUUCAAUUAUCUAUGCUGGCCGCCCAAUAUGCCCGUCCUAGUUGAAACGGUUACGGAGCCCGCGCAAGGCCUAUACGAGGCCCGGGGGAAUAUAACAAGAAUUUCGCCCAUUCCCUGUUACCCACAGACGCAUGAUAAAUCUGUGGCUUUGAAUACAGCAGAGACGCUUGCUGAGACGCCGGCAAGUCCGAAGAAAAAGAAGAAGAAGAAGGCCAAGAAGGCCAAGGCGAAGGAGAACGGGAAGGUUAAGGUGGAGGAGGUACAGGAUACUCGGCCACCAGUUCUCUGCAUCAGCAGGAACAAGCAUUGGCGUUACAUCAGCUCGUAUCACGGUCCAUGGCUGCAACUUCCGGUAGAGCUCCUCGAGAGCCUGCUUGUCCUGAACAUGGACCCAGCCACCUUGACCGCCUCAGAACCCCGCGUCCCGCCUAUCCCCCAAUCCCCCUCGCACACUCCUCAUUCGCGCCGACGCGACCGGGGCUUCGCUAGCCUAGGCGACUACUCACCCCCCGACUCCCCUUACGACACCUUCGCGCACCUUCCUCCCCCUCCACCAUUACCAACACCUAAACCGGGAAAGGCCACCCCACCUCCUAUCGAUCCAGGCGUCUUCCGCUCCGUCGCCUCUAUCCGGCGGCUCAUCGACGAGGCCUCCGAAUUGAGCGUCCGCGCGAGCUCCGGGCUGAGCGCUGCCGCGCUGGUGUCCAUGCGCGACGCAAGCCGUAUCGGCAGCAGCCCCUGGGCGACCGCGCAGGCUCUGGGCCUGAACCCGCUCGGCGACACCGGCGGCGGGCGGAGCGUCGCCAUGAGCGCGAUGCGUGUGCACCGGCUCCGCGCCCUCGCGGUGCAGAAGCUUGCGGCGGCGUAUAAAGCGGACGAGAUCGCGUCGAGCGUGAUGGUCAUGCAGGGCGGGAGCGUAUUUGAUGACAUCGCCGAGCGCGUCUUGAAAGUCGAUCCUAACGACGUGGACGCGCGAUACGUGCAUUUUUUCCAUGAGAAGAUCCCCUCCCGUCAACUCGCCGAGUCCACCACGACUCAGGUCUUGGACGAGCUCAUAGCCGCUCAUCCACAUCGACUCGAGUUUUAUCGUACUCGUGGCAUCGUACAUUGUUUCCGCGAUGAAUACACGCUAGCUACCAAAGACUUCACGCAUGCGAUUAAAGAAGCUAGGGCGCAGCGGAAAGCGCGGAUGGCACAUAUGAAUAAUAUCAACCAGCCUGAGCCUCGGGCUAAGAAUGGGAAGAAGAAGAAAAAAGGGAAGGGGCCCGGGAGGAAGGCCAAUGAUCAGGCGACUGAGAAUGGCACCGGCGACGUUGGGCCACCAGGGGCUGCAAUUGAAGGCCCAGACGGCGAGCAGCUGUUACUGCACCCUUCCGUUCUGCCCGACGCUCCCGAGCCCAUCGAGCCACAGUGCUUCUUCCUGCGCGCUGCGGCGCAUCUCCAGCAUGCAGUCUUUCUAAUUGAAGAAGCCAUCCUGAAGCUGGAAGGGAUUCGCAAAGACCCCACAACCGACGGUGCGGAGCUGCGAUUGUGCUACAUCGAGAAUGGGCGGUACGGCGGCGUGGAGAUCGGGAAUCCCGACGGACCCCUGGGGCGAACGGACGGAGCCAAGUGCCGCGCGUAUCGCGGGGUUCUCGGGACAGACGCGUUCCGCGAGCAGGUGGUCUUGCUGCUCAGGAAGAGCAUCCGCGACCACGAGAAGUUCCUCGCGCACUUCGACACGCUGGAGGGCGGGUGCGACGCGUUCUUCACCGAGGGUGACCUAGCUGCGCGCACCGAGUACGCGUUCCUGCUGAUGGAGUCGUUGCGGCCGGGCAACCACUCGGCGGCCCCGCCUCUGCCGACGCAGGACGCGCCGGCGAUGUUCACGACUUACCACCCGUUGAUCGUCGAGAGCCAUUUUAGUAUCUUGCUCUGCCAGAUGAUGAUGGGCGAUUUUGUGGGGCUGGUGCAUGCGUUUGCGCGAACGGCUGCUUUGGUGGAUGGGCUGGAGGGAUACCCCGUGUUUUUGCCGCCGAGGAGUAUGGCGCAUGCCGAGUUUGUGGAGAUAUUGGAGAGGCUGGCGAGGGGGUGGAGAGUGGGCGUGGUGGGUACCCGCAGGAAGGAUGGCAGGGGUGGGAAGAGUAAGGUUUUGACCAUUGAAGCGCCUCCUCCGCCCUUGCCCGAGCGAGAGAGCACGCCCGAGGACGAGAGGGACGCGUCCGAGACGGACACGAUCGGCCCGUCUGCGUCCAGCUCGAGCAUCUCGUCCGCGUGUGGGUCCACAACGUCCACCUUCGUCGGGUCGUCCUCAUCCUCGCCGACCUCGUCACCCGUCACGUCGCCAGCGCCUGACCCGAUGCUGGUGGAAAACCUGAUGUGCGCGCGGGUGCUGCUGGCGCCGGUGGUGAAGCGUCAACGGGAGCGCGCGGAGGAGAAACGGAGGGAGCAGGCGAAGGGGGGGAAGAAAGGCGUUAGUAUCAAUAUACCGAUGCACGGCCCGCGGGUGGAGAUCGUGCUUGCGUGGCUUGGGGCGACGGCGCUAAGUGAGAUGGAGGCGGUUGCUUAAGGUGUUUUGUGAUAGUAAAAUAUGUUUAUUUAUGCGUAUGCUAUGAGUGGGCGGAUGGGAUGAAGGAAGGCGCUGGAGCUAUUCGUCUUUGGCUUUGACGUCUUCGGCGAUAUCGCGUGCCAGUGUGUCCAUGUAUUUGUAGGCUCUGCCAGCGAGGAGGC
This is a messenger RNA of Gloeophyllum trabeum ATCC 11539, 2758 nucleotides long. RefSeq lists its product as uncharacterized. The record is from RefSeq and is a predicted model, not a curated record. The transcript has 4 exons. NCBI's taxonomy places the organism in Eukaryota, Fungi, Basidiomycota, Agaricomycetes, Gloeophyllales, Gloeophyllaceae. Bases 78 to 2597 code for a protein of 839 amino acids.